Messenger RNA from Penicillium taxi, 1527 nucleotides. RefSeq names its product allantoinase alX. Gene Ontology annotation, cellular component: cytoplasm. Gene Ontology annotation, biological process: allantoin catabolic process; purine nucleobase catabolic process. NCBI's taxonomy places the organism in Eukaryota, Fungi, Ascomycota, Eurotiomycetes, Eurotiales, Aspergillaceae. The transcript has 2 exons. The record is from RefSeq and is a predicted model, not a curated record. Bases 1 to 1527 code for a protein of 508 amino acids. Gene Ontology annotation, molecular function: zinc ion binding; allantoinase activity; cobalt ion binding.
AUGACAAGAACGCAUACCAUCAACGUUGCUGUGGUGGCUUCGUCCCGUGCUGUGAUAUCGGGUCGUUUGACUGCAGCUACUAUUGUGAUCUCGCUCGAUACUGGUAAGGUCACUGCUGUUUUUGACUCUGUAAUACCAGCCAAAGACUUCCCUGCUGAGGUUUCUUAUACCGACUACUCGCCUCAUGUCCUCUUACCUGGGUUGGUCGAUGCUCAUGUUCACUUGAAUGAGCCUGGCCGUACUGAAUGGGAAGGCUUCUACACUGGCACCCAGGCUGCUGCCUUUGGCGGUGUUACCACUGUCGUCGAUAUGCCUCUUAAUGCUAUCCCACCUACUACCACUGUGGCUGGUUUGAAAGAGAAGAUCAAGGCUGCCCACGGUAAGUGCUGGGUGGAUGUUGGCUUCUACGGUGGCAUCAUUCCCGGCAAUGCCGCUGAAUUGAAGGGUCUUGUCAAAGAGGGUGUCCGUGGCUUCAAGGGCUUCCUGAUUGAUAGUGGUGUGGAAGAGUUCCCUGCUGUGACUGCUGAUGAUAUUCAGAAAGUUAUGAUCGAACUGGCAGACGAGCCCACAACGCUCAUGUUCCAUGCCGAGAUGGUUCCACCCAUCACCGCUUCUGUUGGUGAUGAGGUUCAGAAGUCAGAAGCCCCGGCUGCACCUGCCGGUCCUCUAGAGUCCUACUCAACUUUCUUGGCCUCUCGACCAUCAGAGUUUGAGAUUUGUGCCAUAGAGUGUAUCAUCUCCAUGGCCCGUCUAGCCCCAAAUCUUCCUUUGCACGUGGUCCACCUCUCAGCCAUGGAGGCUAUCCCAGUCCUGCGGGAAGCCCGUACCCGCGGUGUCAAAAUCACUGCUGAAACCUGCUUCCAUUAUCUGUCCUUGGCUGCAGAGGAGGUACGUGACGGUGACACUCGACACAAGUGUUGUCCACCCAUUCGGUCGCAGCUGAACCAGGAUGGCUUGUGGGAUGAGCUGGAGAAGUAUGGCACAGAUGGAGUAAUCAAGACAGUCGUAUCAGACCACUCUCCCUGCACUCCAGAUCUGAAGAUGCUACCUGCUCAUGUCCCCGGCCACGCCGAGGCUAGCAAAACUCUUGCCGAUGAGGAGACAGGCAACUUCUUCUCCGCCUGGGGUGGCAUCUCAUCCGUCGGUCUGGGCCUUCCAAUUCUAUGGACCGAGCUCAGUCGCCGUAAAGGCCUUAUUUCCUCAAAGGACGAGAAGACCAGCGAAGCCCUGGAAGACAUUGUUCAGCUGUGCUGUGUAAACACUGCCGCCCAGGUCGGCCUUCAGUCGAGCAAGGGUGACCUUCUUGUGGGCUUUGAUGCUGACAUUUGUGUCUUCGACGAUAAUGCCGAGUGGACCGUUGAGCCUAGCACAAUGCUCUUCCGUAAUAAGUGCUCUCCUUACCAGGGCCGCACUCUGCGCGGUAUGGUCCGCGAGACUUGGCUGCGUGGUGAGCGCAUCUUCAGCCGUGAGAAGAGCUUCGGCGGCAAGAAGCCGACUGGCAAGCUCCUUCUCGAGAAAAGGGUCUGA